Salvelinus fontinalis (brook trout) is the source of this 2471-nucleotide messenger RNA. RefSeq names its product L-asparaginase. The transcript is spliced from 7 exons. The record is from RefSeq and is a predicted model, not a curated record. Gene Ontology annotation, biological process: regulation of gene expression. The coding region runs from base 1560 to 2351 and encodes 263 amino acids. Gene Ontology annotation, cellular component: nucleus. Gene Ontology annotation, molecular function: protein binding. NCBI's taxonomy places the organism in Eukaryota, Metazoa, Chordata, Actinopteri, Salmoniformes, Salmonidae.
AGUGUUCUCUCUCUCUAGAACACAAGUUUGCCUUGUCCGAGCCAGAACGGCCCGUAUAUCGCCUGUUUCUGCAGCGUGAGGCAGCUUGAUGUACAAGUACACCUCAUGAACAGGACGCUAGAAUGAUAAAACAACAUGAAGGAGGUUUAGACAUCAAAUGUCAUCUUAAGAUUCUCCAGGAAGUGUUACUGUAACCAGGUUGUGUAUGUGCUCUGGGAGCCAGAUGAAACCUCCAGUGAAUGGAUGGAACUGAAUGGAACCAUUUGGAACAGUUGACUGCAUUUUGGUUGGCUCCCAUGUACAGUACACUUCCUGGUAUCGUUCGAAUCAAAGCCUUUUCUCCCAUUCUAGGCACAAGGCCAGAGAGAUUCCACUCUCGUCUCUAUCCAUUCGAAACACACACACACACACACACACACACACACACACACACACACACACACACACACACACACACACACACACACACACACACACACACACACACACACACACACACACACACACACACACACACACACACACACACAGUGACUGGGCCAUCCAGCUGCCGACCUCCUGACCUCCCUCAUCUCUUCCUGUUCUGUUCCCUCACAGUCUCUCCUUUCAGAGACAUGGAAUGUGGCCCAAAUGGCACCAUAUUCCCUAUAUAGUGCACUACUGGUCAAAAGUAGUGCACUAUAUAGGGUAUAGGGUGCCAUUUGGGAGGGAGGCAGGGUUAUAGGGUAGUUGAGUGCCUGAGCUGUUCACUGCUUUGAUGGAGUCUGACUCCAGAUUAUUCAAAAAACUCAUUGUUUUGUUCCUCUCUGGCCCCCUCUUCCAUUCUCUCACACUCUCCCUCCCACCCACACACAAUCCACCCCUCUCUUUUUCCAUCCAACCUUCCUAACCUCCUUUUUUCCCAUAUCCUUAUUUCUCGCUCUUUACAUUUACUUAUUCACUACAUUACAUUUGUUUUUAUUUAUGACGGACAAAUAUUAAAAGCUCUUUAUAAAUAAAUAUACAUGAUUAUUUUCUCUCCCUCCCUCUUUUUCCCUCUCUCUGAACAUCUCCCUGGUGUCAGAAGGGAUGACGUCUUUAUUUGUAAUUUGAGUAGCCUAGCUACAUAUCUCUGUUCUUUCUGACAAGGAAUUUUCAGUACACGGAAGACUUCGGUCCAACGGCCACAAAUAUACCAUCAUCAUGUUCGUCAACAUGUCAUUGCUUUCACUGACAAUUGACAGCAACAGGGUGAACUUUUUUGCCUAAACAACCCAAGGUCUUUACAAAUAGUGAAUUAAAUCUACUGUAUCUGGUCGAUGAACAAGUGUAUGCACAAUUGUCAUUUUGCGCCACCAAAAGAGACUUGUAUUUGGAUCAAUAUAUGGCUUUGCUACCACCUAGUGGACAUGACCAGUUGUAAAACAAAAGCAACAAAAUAAUCUGGCCAUUCAUCUCGCGCGCCCUCCAACGGUUGUGUUGGUUUGUUGACAAGCUCUAAUACCUUGAUGAGCAAACUAGUUUGCUUACAUGAACUAACUGUUCAAUGUUUGUAAAGUAACGUGAUACUAUAGAAAGCUAUGGAGAAAACCCCAGCGAGGGAUCUCAGCCUAAAACCGAUCGUGAUCGCAGGCCCUGUGAUCAGGGACAAGAAGUUUCUGCAAUGGCUGGGCAAGGUCCUAGAGCUCAGCUGGCUUCGGAACAAGGACAUGGAGGAGCGCAAGGGACUGUUGGGAGAGUUGCUUCCCUCCUUCGCUAACGGAGCUGUAGAGAACAACGACUUCCUCUCCCUCCAGGAGAUCCUAGAAAAUAUGGAUGUGAACUGUGGGGACUAUGACGGCACCAAACCCCUGCUGAAGGCCUGUGAGAUCGGUAACCUGGACAUGGUCAAGUACCUGCUGGCCAAAGGAGCCUCCCAGCAUUUGAAAGACCGCUUCGGAAACACACCCCUACGCCUGGCCAUUAUCAACAGGCAUUAUGACGUCAUCAAGUUCCUGAGGAUGAGAGAGGCGUCACUGGCUAUGCCCGCAGUGAGGAUCGGCGUGGAGCUGCUGCAGGCGGUGGCCAAGAAAGACUACCAGCUGCUUCAUGCCUGGGCACUGUCUGGAGUAGACAUGGACUCUAAGGACUACAAUGGACGCACGGCCAUGCACCUGGCUGUCAAGAUGAGGGACACAGUCAUGGUCCGCAGGCUGCUGGAGUAUGGGGCAACCCCGCUGGAGAUAGAUAUCUGGGGCCAGACUCCGGUGGACGAGGCCCGUAAAGGCAACAUGUUGAGGAUCAUGCUGGUGUUCCACCCCCUCUUCACUGAGCAGCUCACCACCAAGCUGGCCUACCUGACCUGCAAGGCCCAAGCCCAGAGGAACAAGUAAUGGAAGAAGACCCUGUAUGUGUCCCAAAUGGCACCCUAUUCCCUAUAUAGUGCACUACUUUUGACCAGGGCCAUAGGUAAUAAAGUAAACACCGGGCACAUGAUAACAGUUGAAUAAAUC